Messenger RNA from Anopheles aquasalis, 1131 nucleotides. Its product is annotated as valacyclovir hydrolase. The record is from RefSeq and is a predicted model, not a curated record. Gene Ontology annotation, molecular function: serine hydrolase activity. NCBI's taxonomy places the organism in Eukaryota, Metazoa, Arthropoda, Insecta, Diptera, Culicidae.
CCGAUCCGAGCUCGCUUCGUAAAAUCGUGGGAAAAUGGGAAAAAAUUAAGUUUUUAAAGGUAAUAAGAGUGGAUUAAAGUCGUUUCCCAGUUGCAGAUUUCGUCCUCGCUAGGCCUUUCCACAUCGAUUGGGAGACGAUGCAUCUGCUGAGUUCCUUCGCGCGAACCCGCCUGCACGUUACGUUAGCAGCAUCCCGGAUUUUUUCCCGGAUGUCCUCCGCAACUAAGGAGGGUCGCCUUCGCAUCGGUUGGCAGGAUGUACAUUUUGUGGAGGCUGGACAGGGUAGUAGAGGGUUAAUACUGCUGCCCGGUGCUCUCGGAACCGCUUGGACAGAUUUUAGGCCGCAAAUUGAGAAGCUUCCUUUACUUUUGCCACAACACAAGCUUAUCGCAUGGGAUCCACCGGGAUACGGCAAAUCGCGCCCUCCCGAAAAACAAUUUUCCCUGGAUUUCUACGAGCGGGAUGCGGCUUCCGCUCAUGAGCUUAUGCAAAAGCUAGGUUUUGACCGGUACAGCAUCGCGGGCUGGAGCGAUGGGGGCAACACGGGAUUAAUACAAGCGGCCAAUCACCCGGACCAUGUCGAGAAGCUCAUCGUCUGGGGCUCAAACUCUUACAUCUCGGAUGCGGAAGCAAAGAUUUAUGAAGAUAUUCGUGAUGUGAGCAAAUGGUCGGCAAGAAUGCGUGAACCGAUGGAGGCGGUGUACGGUGUGGAAUAUUUUCCAAAGCUUUGGUCUGCGUGGGUCGAUGGUCUUUUGCGGAUUCAUAAGGAAUGCGAGGGAGAUAUUUGCAGCACUAAACUAAGCAAGAUUAAGGCUCCCACACUCAUCGUACACGGGGCCAAAGAUCCGAUGAUCAUCCCGGAGCAUGUGCCUUAUCUGUUGAACAACAUCAAAAACUCAGACAUACAUGUGUUCCCCGAGGGAAAACAUAACAUCCACCUGCGUUUUGCGGAUGAGUUCAACAAACUGGUGGCCACCUUUUUAAAGACCUGACAUGCGGCCUCUUCGGUAGGGCAUGAAUCGAUCAUUGUAGAUGUUUAAGCAAUUCCAAAUAUACUCUAACUUGUAAGUCUGUUAAAUACAAAUCUAAAGCCGCGAUACGCAUCGCCCAGGCUUUACUUUUAUUGAUUUA